UAUCUCUCUCCUCCCUAGCGCGUUUCUCUCCCCUCCUCUCCUGCAACAAACGCCUCAUCUCGAUCUCCUCCAUCUCCAUCUAUCUCUCGUGCAUUGCACAGGGAAAGGAACAAAGAAGCACGCAGCCAUGGCGAAUUCUGCGUCUGGUCUUGCGGUGAGCGACGAGUGCAAGGUGAAGUUCCGGGAGCUGAAGGCGCGGCGGAGCUUCCGGUUCAUCGUGUUCAAGAUCGACGAGAAGGCGAUGGAGAUCCAGGUGGAGCGCCUCGGGGAGACAAGCCAAGGGUACGGCGACUUCACCCACAGCCUCCCCGCCGACGAGUGCCGCUACGCCAUCUACGACCUCGACUUCGUCACCGUCGAGAACUGCCAGAAAAGCAAGAUCUUCUUCUUCUCAUGGUCCCCUGACACGGCAAGGACUCGGAGCAAGAUGCUGUACGCGAGCUCCAAGGACAGGUUCAGACGGGAGCUGGACGGCAUCCAGUGCGAGAUCCAGGCCACCGACCCCAGCGAGAUGAGCCUCGACAUCGUCAAAAGCCGAACCAACUGAUUAUCAUCCAUCACC
Molecule: messenger RNA, 562 nt
Organism: Phragmites australis (common reed)
Lineage: Eukaryota; Viridiplantae; Streptophyta; Magnoliopsida; Poales; Poaceae
Product: actin-depolymerizing factor 2
Exons: 3
Coding region: 128-547 (139 amino acids)
Biological process (GO): actin filament depolymerization
Cellular component (GO): actin cytoskeleton; cytoplasm
Molecular function (GO): actin filament binding
Source: RefSeq, a predicted model, not a curated record